Molecule: messenger RNA, 4870 nt
Organism: Achroia grisella
Lineage: Eukaryota; Metazoa; Arthropoda; Insecta; Lepidoptera; Pyralidae
Gene: mys
Product: integrin beta-PS
Exons: 17
Coding region: 286-2787 (833 amino acids)
Biological process (GO): cell-matrix adhesion; cell adhesion mediated by integrin; integrin-mediated signaling pathway
Cellular component (GO): focal adhesion; cell surface; integrin complex
Molecular function (GO): integrin binding
Source: RefSeq, a predicted model, not a curated record
UAUUAUGGGUUAUAAAAAUAGUCUUGUAUUGACAAUUGAUCAUAUUUCAGCUUAGUUUAUUUAGUUGAGUUGAAUCAUUUAUAAAUCAAAUGUUUUAAAGGAUAUGUGAAGUGCAUCGCAUGUCACUUAUAAAGUUUGUUUGCAAAGUGUGAGUCAACAUAUGACAGUGGGUUGCGAUAACAACACUCAGUCAGUAUCGCUAGCGUCAUGUGUAUAAAAGUUAAUUUUAUUUAGAUAAGCCAGAAAUUUUUAAGAUUUUUUGAUCUGACAACCAAAACCGCAAAAAUGUGCACACCAUCUAAUAUAUUACGUGCAUGUGUGUUGGUGUGUGUAUUGGCAACCAGUUGGGCGCAGUACGCUGAACAGAUGCUAGCACAGAACCCGUGCUCCAGCAAGACCACAUGUAGCGAUUGUAUUAGGACAGCCUCUUGUGCGUGGUGCUAUGCUGCCGAAUUCAACGGGCCCCGAUGCUUCAACCCCUCCAUGGAAGGUGGUACGGGAGGGUGCGAUGAAGCUUACAUAUUCAACCCGGAUAACGAUCUAGCUACCACGUCGAGUAGGGAGCUCAGUAGAGCGAAAGGCCGUAGCGGAAUGGGUUCGUCAUUUUCUGGGAGUGCCCAAGGAUCAAGUUUCGCAGCUGGAGGAAGCGCUGGAGCUGGUGGGGCCGCGGGCGCCGCCGGUCACGGCGAAAACUUGGUACAAAUUAAACCCCAGAAGGUCGCUCUGAAGUUAAGAAUGAAUCAAAAGCAAGUCCUAUCCUUUGAGUAUUCUCAAGCUCAAGAUUAUCCAGUAGAUUUGUACUAUCUUAUGGAUCUCAGUCGAUCAAUGAAAAACGACAAAGAAAAGCUUAGUACACUUGGCAGUUUGCUGUCGAGCACUAUGAGUAACAUUACAUCAAAUUUCAGAAUUGGUUUUGGAUCUUUCGUGGAUAAACUUGUUAUGCCUUAUGUGUCAACAGUACCUAAAAGUUUGAUAUCUCCAUGUGAUGGUUGCGCUGCACCGUACGGCUUCAAGAAUCAAAUGUCACUUAGCAAGGACACAUUCUAUUUCGAUCAAGCGGUAGCGAAUGCUGACGUAUCCGGUAACUUAGAUGCCCCGGAAGGUGGCUUCGAUGCCAUUAUGCAGGCUGUCGUAUGCAAAAACGAGAUCGGCUGGCGAGACCAAGCUCGUCGUCUGCUUGUAUUCUCAACCGACGCUGGCUUCCAUUACGCUGGUGACGGCAAGCUCGGUGGUAUAGUGCAACCCAACGACGGCGAAUGUCAUAUGGAAGACAACUCAUACACGCACUCGACUCUCCAGGACUAUCCUAGCAUUUCACAGAUCAAUCUAAAGGUGAAGGAGCAUGCGAUCAACGUCAUAUUUGCGGUGACAGCUGAGCAGAUCAGCGUGUACGAACAAUUAAGCAAACAUAUUGAGGGGUCCAGCAGUGGUGUACUCAGCAACGACUCGGGGAAUGUCGUCGAAUUAGUUCGUGAACAGUAUAAUAAAAUUACGUCAACUGUGGAGAUGAAGGAUACUGCAAGUGAUGCCCUGCAAAUAAACUAUUAUUCAUCGUGUCUGGGAGGCAAGGAGGUCGUGCAAACAAACAAAUGCGAUGGCCUUAAGGUAGGAGAUGUCGUUAAGUUCACCGCUGAAAUAACACUGAAGGAAUGUCCCAAGGAUCCUAGCAAAUGGAAACAGAUGUUCAACAUCUACCCAGUCGGAGUAUCCGAAAUGUUGAAUGUAGAAGUAGAAAUGGUCUGCGAUUGUCCCUGCGAACAUAAGAAUCACUUUGCGUACAACGACAGUCCGUUAGUGUGCAGCGGGCAUGGAAUCUCUGCGUGCGGCGUGUGUGUCUGCGAGCCGGGCCGCUUCGGCAAGGGCUGCGAGUGUUCCGCACACGGCGGCGUCUCCCUCGAACAAGAGCGCGGCUGUCGGCCCACCAACGCCUCCACUGGCCCGCUUUGCUCGAGCCGUGGAACCUGUAUCUGCGGCGUCUGCGAGUGUGAGAAGAUGGAUGAUCCAAACAAGGUGAUAUCUGGUCCGUUCUGUGAGUGCGACAACUUUACCUGCGAUAUGAACCACGAGAAACUGUGCUCGGGCCAAGGAGAGUGCGUGUGCGGCCGCUGCAAUUGUCGACCGGAGUACACGGGACCUGCCUGUCAGUGCUUGCUCGACCAGAAGCCCUGCAUUUCGCCAGAAAACGGCGAGAUUUGCAGCGGUAAUGGAAAAUGUGUAUGUGGACAGUGUGUUUGCAAUGUUAACGACAAUCGCCACUAUUCUGGAAAAUAUUGCGAGAAAUGUCCGACUUGUCCGGGUCGCUGCGGCGAGUUCAAGGAGUGUGUACUCUGCGAGGUGCACAGACGCGGCCCGUUGUUCCAAGCCGACAAGCCCUAUGACGAACAGUGCGGCAACUGCUCACUCUUCCCCAUCGUGGAGGAGGGAAAACUCGUAGCUAACGAAAAUCAAAGCGAACACUUAUGUAGUUUUUACGAUGAUGAAGACUGUCUCUACUUGUACGUGUAUUCAUACCCCGAGUCACACGAGGUGCAUAUCAGAGCACAGAAGGAACGAGAUUGCCCCAAAAAGGUAUUCAUUUUAGGCAUAGUAUUGGGCGUGAUUGCGGCCAUAGUGCUAGUGGGGUUGGCGUUACUUAUGUUGUGGAAGAUGGUGACCACAAUACACGACCGCAGAGAGUUUGCGCGAUUCGAGAAGGAACGUAUGAUGGCUAAGUGGGACACGGGCGAGAAUCCCAUUUACAAGCAAGCGACAUCGACGUUUAAAAAUCCUACAUAUGCUGGGAAAUAAUGAUGAUGUAAGAAGUAUUACUGUCACAAGUGUAGGGUCAAAGAUGUUAGUUUAGGACGUAGAUUCAUGUAUGUAUUGUGAGUCAAGUAUGAAAAGUAACAUCGGAGAAACAUGCAAUUAAGGUGGAGAUGCUUUUCCAAUGAUAUAUUUAUAAAGUUGCCUUAACCUGUGCCUUUCAUAUUUAUAUAAAAGAUGCACGAAAACAGAUAGCAUCCAAGGAAAAUAUUUUCAGUAAGACAAUGUAAUUAAUAAGAAUAUUCUAUCGUUCAACUAAACCAAUAAACUAUAAAAUUAUUAUUGUAAUUUUUUAACUGUAACCAGUUGCUGUGUCUAUAUGUUUAUUAAAAUUUGCAUCGUAAUAUUAUAAUGCAAAAUGGGCCUGUUAAUCUCAACGAUAUUAUAUAGUUAUAAUAUAUUGUACGCUUUUUGUACUUAUGUGUGUGAAUGUUGUAUGUACUUAUUUGUUUUGUGUGGCUUGGAUAGAUGUUUGGCGUCUAGGAAGUCAUGUUCAAAUGUGUUAACUUAAUAACAUGAACCUACUAUUAUAAUUUCUAAUAAAUUAUAUUUAACUGUUACACCUCUGCUUUGUUAGUAAAAUUAAUUUGAUAAUGUUUCUCUGUGUCUAAUGAAGUGGACACCUAUCUUUUUAUGCAUAAUGACUGUAACCUCUACACACGUUGUUUCUAUAAUAGUGGUUGGUCUCUUUUGAGAAAAAAGAGAACAAAACAGUUAUGUAGUUAAAAUGUAUUAUAUCUUUUUUUCGGGAAUAAGGAGGUUAGUUUAUUAUACACUUCAAAAAGGUAGAGGCUCUUAAUUCCAAUAUAUUAAUAAGUGUCUAUGUUACGUUAUGUAUCCACCACUUGUGCACUGAUUUUACUAUGAUUAUUUUACAAUUGAAUAUAUUUGCUGUCAUGAUGAUUUAAUUCAUUUUUAUAAAUUAAUGUUUAAUUAGGUAAUAUUUUAUGUUAAAAAUGCUUGUUAAGCACAUACUUAUGAAAUCUUCGCCAAGGCGAGAUUAGUAUAGCAGUGGCACUGCAUAUAUCUGUCUCGGUCUAUUAAGCAACUCAAAUCGACUCUAUUCGACUGCAGUACUCACAAAAUAAAGUGCUCAAUGCGCUUAAUUUUUUUUUAUGACAUGGUAGGUUGAAUUUAAUACACGUUUAUAUGUGUGAGUGUUCACUGCCAACAACUAGUGUUUUGUGCACGAAUUAGAAUAGAAAUUUAUAUAGAAAUAGGUUUAAUAUGGCUUCCUACUUUACUCGGUGCCUUAUAUAACAAUAAUAUAAACAAAAAUAGUGCCAUCAUUAAUAAUUCUCUAAGUUAAUGUUUUAUCGUAUUUAAUAAUAAUUUGUUUGUAAUGUCUAUUAUUCUCCAAAAUCAUUGACACAUUUUAUAUGCAAAACAUUGCAUUUUUUAUUGUAUGUUUUUUAACAUUUUUUUAUAAUGAUAAUUAAUAUAUUAUUAUACACAAUAAAUUUAUUAUUAUUGUAAUUAUGUACGACAAUAGUGAGCGAGAUUAUCUAUUUUGUGAUUAAAUAUAAUAUAUUGCUUGCCAGAAGCUCAGACGAGCGACUUUUGCCCAUCGAAGUCAAAAAUCCUAGUAUAUCACGCGGACUCUUGUAAAUUGUAUACUCGUAUAUGCUUUGUGUUCCAAAUAUUUCGACGGUUCGUCUAGGACAGUCCCUCGUCAGUGCAAUCCUUUGUAUUAAACUUUAAUGGACGCAGUAACAUAUGUCUUAUCGACUUUCUUGAAAUCAUGUAAAAUGAAUAUUAUUAUUUUUUUUUAUAAGGCAACACUUUGUUGCCGACCUUUAUGGAAUAUUGAUUGAAGCUGUAUUGUCGAAAUAUGUAUCUCGUUUUUUUAUCUCGUUCUAAGUCAUCUCAAUUAUUUAUAUUGAAAAUGUUUUUUGAAGUAUUUUAAGCUUAUUAAUUUAAUAAAAUUUUAUACAUUUUAUUGAACCAGAUUUAAGUGAAAGUAACUAAUAUGAAAAUCAUCUAUUUGUACAUAAUUAUUCUAGUUUUAGUAUAAAAUUGUCUUCGAAUAGCCAUGGACUCUAAUAGUAGCUAAUAAAAAAUAACUCUA